Messenger RNA from Lentinula edodes (shiitake mushroom), 2862 nucleotides. RefSeq lists its product as uncharacterized. NCBI's taxonomy places the organism in Eukaryota, Fungi, Basidiomycota, Agaricomycetes, Agaricales, Omphalotaceae. The transcript is spliced from 5 exons. The record is from RefSeq and is a predicted model, not a curated record. The coding region runs from base 1 to 2862 and encodes 953 amino acids.
AUGGAAUUGAAUAACAUUCGGAUGAUCCCCCUCAUUUGUAUCGUUACCGUCUCUGUUCAGCCCAGGGGGAGACACAGGUUCAGCCCUAAGUCUACCGCAGGAUCUUCUUCUCUCCAAUCUUCCUAUCCUCCAUCGUCGAAUGCCCCCUGGAUGCGACUGAGUCAUAUAACAGAGAGAACGGAAGGCACGGAGUCCCGCCCUGUUUCCGGUGUUUCCUAUGCAACGAGUGUUCCUGUACGAUCCAGAUCAGCUUUUCUUUCCUCAGGCGCAGGUCGACACAGUCAGUCGUCUACCGAUUCGAGCGACUUGCCGCCUCCUGGACGAGCGAACCAGCUCAUAGGCUUAUUUGAAUCUGGUUCUUCUUCAAGAUCUCCGUCGCCAACAAAAAACAAUUCUUCGCUGAAGAGGUCACAGACACCCGGUAACUUGUUUUAUUCGACAUUGUUAUCGCCGCCGGAUAGACCGUUCACUGCCACUGGAUCAUCUUACACGCCUUCCACGUUCACGAAAACUCAGAGCAUGUUUAUGCAAAGCACCUUCUCUCCUUCUGCAUUCACCACAACCCAAACUGGUACAGGUACAGUUACAGGUAUCACCGGAAGUUCCGAACCGACUCAAACUACUCCUACCUCUUCUCUUCGCCGACCAACCAAAUCGGAAGGUUCUCCAAGAAGCCCUCUAACGAAGGUUCGAAACAUUGUACACCCACACGCAAUGAUGGCCCAAAAAAUUCCAGAGCCACUUCAUCUUGGAACUCUAUACUACCUCAAUGUUCAUGCAGAGCCUCCUUAUCGAUGGCAGCGAUGUCAAGCAUUACUUUAUUGUCAUACACUUCUGUUGUCAUGGUUGGCUCCUACUACUCAAUCUGUACCUGGCCCAUCUACUGGUCGGGCGCCGUUGGGCCGCGCUGUCGUACAAUUGGACCUCGUCAACUGUUUUGCGGUUGAGAGCGCUCUUAGCCUAAGUCAUCCCCGUGCUAGAGAUGACGUUGGAGCAAUUGCUGCUAGAGAGCAAGACACUGGAGCUGACACUGGGCUGAUGGAGUCCUUGGUACCAUUCUGGAUGGUUUAUGGCGAUGGCGUAGAGAGGUUGGGAAGCGAUAAAUGCACCUCCGACACCGUCCCUCUCUCGUGCACCAUCCGUUAUUUCUUCUUUCACCUCACUCGUACUAUCGACCGACGCUCUGGUUCUCCCCCUGGCUCGAUCUGGACCAUCAUAUCAAUAGAUUCGAAUUCGAGUGUCUCUUCUACUGCGAGUAGCAGAACCGGGAGUCGUAGUACUGUCUACGUCCCUCCAAUGUCUGACAUUCCUGAUAUUCCUGAAUUGUCUAUGGCGGAAGAUGAUUUAUAUGCCUCAGAAUUGGACGGCACGCGAGGACAUUCAUCUUCAUCGGGUACUGGACGGUAUCAUUCCCUUAUUUCGUCUCCUUCAGUAUCAUCGUCUGGAAGCGGAGCACGACUCAGGCCACCAAGAUUGAUUUCUUCACACCACUCUCGCACCAUCGACGACACUGUAAUUGAUGGCGACGAGUAUGUAUAUCCCGGAGACUCCCGCGCCAUUCCUAGUCGUCCAACUAGCACCUGGAUGAGUUUACGAAGGAGCGGGAGUAUGACGGACCUUGGCAGUGAUGCAUUACAGAGCAACCGGUCAUCCGGCCUAAAUGACAAGAGCGACGACCAGUUUUUCACUGCAGGUAUCAGUAGCAGUGCACCGCGCAACUCAGUGUAUUCAUCAGCUGAGUCGUAUUCGUCGCACACCGGUACAGGCACAGGGACAAGGACGUUUAUUGGGCUGACCAGUAGUGGAAUCAUAGGAACUGGGACAACUGAUACGUAUACUAGGACAGGAAGGUGGUCUUCGGGUGAUAGUGGUACUGAUAGCGGGACAAGAGUCACAGAGUCAACGAGAUAUACUGGAUAUACUUGUACCACUGGCACUGGAGUAGGAACAUAUGCCUCCUAUUCUGGAAGUGGCUCUUACACCGGACCUAGUUCGGAUUCAUAUGCAGCGUCUGGUCCAAAUUCAGAGAACAGGUCUGCGACUACCGCUGUAACCGGCACCGGCAGAACUUCUACAACUGACGACUACGAGUCCCGAACUGGAUACGGAUCAGGCUCUCAUAGUGGCUUGCCUUGCACAGGAACUGGAUCAACAUACUCACCCUAUACAGGAACGACAGGACCGCCUUACACAAUGACUGGCUCUUCAUACACUGGCACGGGCUCGCCGUAUACCUCAACCGCCACUUAUUCCUCCCCAUAUACUCGAAGCAGCACAUCUUCAUCCUACCCGCCUACAUCUCCUUCUCGGAGUGCUCUGAAUCGUACGGCUGCGAUGAGGAGAAGGACUGGUACCACAAGGAGUUAUUCGUCAAGUGGAGGCAGCGGCAGUGGUAGCAACAGUGGGUAUCAGCCUUCGGAGGAGAGUAGCGAGAAAGAAAAUGAUGAAAGUGCAAGCGGGAGCUAUACACCGGCUUCAGGUUCUGAUAGCCAGACUCCAAGUGGACCUCUCAGUGGGACUAAGUCAAGCGAAACUGGAUACGACGUCUGCCCAUCGUCUGAUCUCUCAGAACUAACGAGUCGAAUGACAUACACUUCUACGUCGCCGUGGAUGUCGGGAAGCACACCAAUGCCUUCUGACCCUUCUUCUUCGUCGGACUCAGAUAGGGAGUUGAGCAGCAAUGGUGAAAACUUUGUCACCGCUUCACAAGGCAGUUCAGAUUACCUCACAACUCGUACACCUUCUUCUGAAGCAUCGUUCAAGUCUCUUCCUUCUAUCGCCUCUGAAUAUACUACCGCCAGCGAAGGGUCUAUCGCAUCCAAAACUAUCCCUGAACUUAUCACGGAACCAACAACGGCAUAG